Equus quagga is the source of this 2680-nucleotide messenger RNA. RefSeq names its product NIPA like domain containing 2 (gene NIPAL2). The coding region runs from base 74 to 1225 and encodes 383 amino acids. Gene Ontology annotation, cellular component: membrane. Gene Ontology annotation, molecular function: magnesium ion transmembrane transporter activity. NCBI's taxonomy places the organism in Eukaryota, Metazoa, Chordata, Mammalia, Perissodactyla, Equidae. The transcript is spliced from 11 exons. Gene Ontology annotation, biological process: magnesium ion transport. The record is from RefSeq and is a predicted model, not a curated record.
CCGCGGCGCCUCGCGGUGCGGCCGGGCCGGGAGGCGGCCGGAGCCGGAGCGCGAGCGCGGCGAGCGAGACUUAAUGGCGGCGCUGGCGCCCGGGGCACCCGGGGACGCCGCCUCGGCCGCCCUGGACGAGCUGUCCCGGAACUUCACGUACGGGGCGCUGGGCUCCGGGAACGGCUCCCUGUCGGGCGCGUGGUACCGCAGGAACCAGAUUCACCUUCUUGGAGUUUUGCUGUCCAUUUUAGGAAAUUUGGUAAUCAGCAUUUCCCUAAAUAUUCAGAAAUAUUCUCAUCUUCAGUUGGCGCACCAAGAACACCCAAGGCCGUACUUCAAGAGCAUGUUGUGGUGGGCUGGCGUGGUGCUGAUGGCCGUGGGAGAGACAGGAAACUUUGCAGCCUAUGGAUUUGCCCCUAUUACUCUCAUUGCUCCAUUAGGUUGUAUGUCUGUUACAGGUAGUGCCUUUAUUUCUGUUUUGUUUCUGAAAGAAAAUUUGAGAGCCUCAGAUUUACUAGGUAUGACAUUGGCAUUUGCGGGAACAUAUUUAUUGGUGAACUUUGCUCCAAAUAUAACUCAGGCUCUCUCGGCAAGAACAGUACAGUAUUACUUUGUUGGCUGGCAGUUCCUCAUCUAUGUGAUUUUAGAAAUAUUAAUUUUCUGCAUUCUCCUAUAUUUCCAUAAAAGAAAAGGAAUGAAGCACAUUGUGAUUCUGCUAACCUUGGUGGCUCUUCUAGCCUCAUUGACAGUUAUUUCAGUAAAAGCCGUCUCAGGCAUGAUCACUUUUUCUGUGACGGAUAAAAUGCAACUGACUUAUCCCAUCUUCUAUGUCAUGUUUAUCGUCAUGAUAGCAUCUUGUGUUUUCCAAGUCAAGUUCCUGAAUCAAGCCAUGAAGCUCUAUAAUACGACAACGGUGGUGCCAGUUAACCAUAUUUUCUUUACAACCAGUGCCAUUAUUGCAGGUAUCAUAUUUUACCAGGAAUUCCUUGGGGCAGCUUUUCUCACUAUAUUUAUAUAUCUUUUUGGGUGUUUUCUGUCAUUCCUUGGUGUGUUUUUGGUCACAAGAAAUCGAGAAAAAGAACAUCUGCCACAGUCUUACAUUGAUUUUGGAAAUAUUCCUGGGAAACAAAUGUUGGACAAAAUACAACCAGAUUCAAAUGGCUUAUCCUAUGGAACUUUGCCUGAUGGAAGUGACUCAACAAAGAGCCAAAGUGGAGAGAAGAAAGAGGUCUAAAAUGCAGAGGGGGAUGGCUGUUGGCCUGUUAUUCGAUACCACCUUUUUAAAAAAUUGCACAUGUUCAAUUUGUGUCAGCAGCUAUUUUAUGCUGACAUGUGCUCGCGUUAGUUUCAGUCAUUUACCCCACCUCCAUUUCUAUGGACAAUCAGGGCCUUCCUAAGCUUUGACAGUCUAAUGUUUUCAUGGAAUAUAAUUUGAAGUGUUCCCCACACCCCAGACAUCUCCCUGGUGAUCAUGUAACUGGCUAGAUCUUAAUUAGAGCCUGGCUCCCCAGGCAGGAAUGUCACACAAAAAUGUGCGUUCACGAUUUGGCUAGAGAACACGUAGGUUGCUUUUCCCACACAGCUUGUAGUAUCAGUUGCUUUGCUUUAAAAAGAAACACUUUAGCCCCACAACCUCACUCCUGAACCAAAGGUUUGAGAGCAUUCAUUUUUCCUAAAUUAGAAUGGUGAAUCAUCUCUUCAGAAAACUAGUCCUAUUUGAACCAUCCUUUGAAAAUAUUAGAAUUUUAAAGAAUGGCCUUCCUUGAUAGAGUAUACCAAAACUAAAAAACCUUGGCUGGUGGACUUUUUAAGCUUAAGAAAGGAAAAACUUAAGAAUGAGGACCAAUUUCUUUUAAUAAAAAUAUCGAAUGAUAAUGUCUUCUUUAGCUGUAUGAUCCAUUAUGCUUUAAUUGAAAGUGAAGAAAAACCUCAUAUCCUAUGCUUUUAUUUGUUUAGAUAUUAUAAUUUAUCACAUGGGUUUAUAUGUUUUAAUUCUCAGCACAUGUCAAGAAUCAUAUUUGAAUUCUUAGUGAUAUUUUCAGUAACACACCAUUUCUUCUUCAAGUCGUUAUUUCAAGAUUUGUACAUUCUUCUAGGUAAAAGGACCAUUAUGAUUAAAGAACUGGAUUUCAGGCAUUUAAAUCUGUAGAUGCAGAACACAGCCAGGUGGUCCAACUUGAGUCUAGGGAGGAAGCCCAGUGCUCCUGUACCCUGAAUGGCUUUUCUGCUGCCAUUAGUCACAAAUCUACUAAGAUACAGGCAGAGUCCAUAAUCAUAUCUGUUACUUAUGAUCUACUUAAUAUUUAAAUGAGAAGAAAAGAGCUAGCCUUCAUUGUAACCAACAUCAAAUAAUAAGCCCUAUCCUUAAUGACAUUUCAGAACUUUCAGAUCACUCCCAACAUGUCAGCCCAAUAAUGUUUCAGCCAGUUGUCUUGCAUUUGUGUGGUUGUUUAACUCAGAGCUGUUGAGACUGUCAUCCUAACUGCUUUGGGUCUUUUUAUUCUGUUCUUUGUCAUAACCUGCACUCCUAACCGGACCAACCAAACCUGGCCAUAAGGUGAGAUUUGAAUUCAUCACCAGUCUUUGAAUAAUAACCUGGAGCCCAUGUCUGGCUUUUAAACUCCUGGUAACAAUUCUUGCCAUUGUGGAAAGUGUCCCAUUAAUUCAAAUAAAACAGUCAUAUAAUUUA